Messenger RNA from Leptinotarsa decemlineata (Colorado potato beetle), 2916 nucleotides. RefSeq lists its product as uncharacterized. The record is from RefSeq and is a predicted model, not a curated record. Lineage: Eukaryota; Metazoa; Arthropoda; Insecta; Coleoptera; Chrysomelidae.
GAAAACACCCAAAAAAUAAUUUGCAAAAAACAAAAUCUACUCCAUGUACAAAGACAGAAAUCACUUCAAAAUCAACUUGUCCGAAAUUGAAUUCACAGAAUCCUAAAGAAGAGUGUUCUCAAAAGAGUUUUCUAGACAACUGCAAGGGAAUUGUUUCCAGUGUAUAUAGGAUAUUAUGUCCCGGUAAAAAUAAAAAAUCAGGAAAAAAAGCAGCUUCACUUGGCUUAAUAAGAUCCCUGUCCCUUCCAGAGAUCAAAGGUUUGACUGGUGGAACUCUAACAGCUUCAUCAGGAAGCAAUUAUGGUAGAAAGAAGCCAGGUACAAUGUGUUUUGCACAUUAUAAAACGAAAAACAAGUACCCUUGGAAACAAACAAAUCGUUGGAGUUUGUGCAAUGAAAGAUUUUUAUCUAAAAAAUCUGAUCCUUGUGAGCCGAACAAGGAGGAAACUGCACCAGAAGCAAAUAAACUGAAUUGCAUUUGUUAUGAAGAAAUGAAAAAGUUCAGUGAGAGACGUUCGAAUAAUCAAACUGCAGUAAAAGAAGUAUGUGAGAAAAAGUCCCAAGCAGAGUCUACAAAACAUCUUAAUUUCAAAUUGACGGAUCAUUCCAAAAUAUGUCAAGCAGCUAGUAAAAGCAAAUUGAAUUCUAAAAUUAAAAAAUGCGAUUCACGUCCGAAACAAGACCAAAGUAUGUUUAAUCAGUGUGGAGAAAUCUCCAAACAAGCGAAAAGCGUAAAUUCUGGAAUAGAAACCGUCCCGCAAGAUAAAUGCAAAAAGCUGGCGAUAAGCACAGAUAAAAAAAAUCAAGAAAUGUCUUGCAUGAAUAAAUUGAAAAACAAUACUGAAGCUGCAGUAAAAGAGGAUUCCACUAAGAUAGCUGCUGAGCAGACAAAAUCCUGUUUGGAUAAACUGAAAGAUAAAAGAACAACAGAACAAAAAAAGGAGCACAUUGAACAAAUACACAAAACAACGACAAAUGAAAGGAAUUCUCAGAGCUUAAAAAAACCACAUUCUAUAUUACGUCCGAAGAGCAGUCUAUCAUUCAAGCACAAAUACCCAUGGCAAAAAUCAGAGGAGAAAAUGGACGCAGAAUUAUGCCCUAACCAGAGCAGUAUUACAACAAGAUUAUCUGGGUUAGAAAAACGAUAUGGUAGUGAAACUAUAUGCACAAAACCAAAAAUGAGACCUAUCAAACAAAGUGAUAAUGAAAAACAAGAAAAGGGCGAUCUGACGGGAAAAAAUAGAUAUACCCUAGAAGUUGAGAAAGAUGGUUCUUGCUUCAAGGGCCAAGCAAAACAGGGACAAUCCAAUACAAGACAAAAGUCUGAAGACCAUAUUUGCAACAAACCAAAUAUCAAGGAGAGUACAAAAGAUUUACCAACUACAGGGCAAGGGAAAGAUGGAAAAUGUCUCACCAAUAAAAAGGAUAACAAAGGAGACAUAACUGAGAAAAAAAAGUUUAGUCUGGAAAAUAAAAAAGAGUCUUGCUGCUUCAAGGUGUGUGAGAAAGUUACAGCGAAAAAAGAGAAUAAAGAACAAGAAAAAGAUGAUAAAUGUCUCAACAACAAAGGGAAUAAGGAUACAACAACGAAAGAGCAGAAGAAAGAUGGAAAAUGUCUUGCCGAUAAGAUCAAUAAAGAAGGCCUAACUGAGAAGAAAAAGUUUAGUUUAGAAAAUAAAAAAGAAUCUUGCUGCUUCAAGGCUUGUGAGAAGGAUACAACGAAAAAAGAGAACAAGGAGCAAAAAAAAGACGAAAAAUGUCCUGGCAACAAAAAGAAUGAAGAGAUGGCCUGUGAAAAUGUAAAUAAAAAGUAUUUUCUGGAUAAGAAAAAAGAUUCCCUGUGUUUCAACGAAAAACCGAAAAGAAGUCAAUCUGAACCAAAAAGCAUUUGCGAGGGAAUUAAAAAAAGUCAAAAUGAAAUGAGUAAAGACUGUUCCAAUUACAACAAAGAGUGUACAAAAGAAAACUUGAAGAAUUUAUUGGAAAAUUAUAACAAAACAAUCGAAAAAAUGCUGGCCAAAGAUGAAAAAUCUUCAGAAAACGCUAAGAAACGGACUGUUUGCGAAACAAAAAGUCAUAUAGGAGAUGGUAAAGAAAAAAGCGGUAGUAUCAAAGAUAUUUGCUUGAAAAUGAGAAAAAAAGAAAGCCGGGAAGAAGAGAGAGUCAAAAACCAACAGUGUCAAAAGACUGUUGAAAGUCGAAAAUCAGAUAAACCAGGUUCUACUCGACAAAAGGAUGCGCUAGGUGUGAAUGAUAUCAAAUUAGAUGAAAACGAAGAUGAUGUGUUCAUUUGCAAGGUAAAAAAGCUCGGAAAAUCAGAACAGUUCAUAUGCAGUGCAAAAGGUGGAGAAUGUAAAAUGUCCAGUGAGCCAGAAAAAGGUGUUGUCAGGGUGCUGAAAUGUAAACUAACAAAAGAUGAUUGCGGAAGAGACGUGUUUGUUUGUAAGGAAAUAAAGCCUAUGACUGCUGGAGAUGGCAGCUCAGAAGCCGAGUAUGAGAAGAUGAAACAACUACUGAAACAAAAAAGUUCUCCAGAACUACCAACCAGACGUAUGACUAUUUCCAAGAAACUAGUUUGUAGAGAAAGAACAGAAGACGAAAGCAACGAAGUUCAGAAAGAAAAAAUCUGCAACGUGCAUGAAGUUAGAGAAAUAGUCGGAGGAAAAAGUAUCAAAAAACAACAAUCUGAAAGCUCAAGAAGAAAAUGUCCUUUCAGCUAUAAAGAUUUAUUGAAAAAAAGUGAACAGAUCAGAAAAGCCACUAAAACUGAAUCCUCCAAAAAAGAUAAGCGUUCGAACAAUCAAGAUUGCAAAGACAAAUUGAAAACGUAAUGAACAAAAUUUCGUCGACUCAUUUUUCUGUACCAUGCAUUGUUUUCGUUUUCAAUAAAAAGUAUGGGAUUUGAUAGAACUACAA